AUGGGGCGUCGGCGCAGCGCCUGGGGCGCCUGGGCAGCGGGGCUCGCGGCGUUGGGUCAGGAGGCCUUUGUUGGAAGGCAUCUGCCAGGGCGCGCGGUGAUCCCGCAGAGGCGGCGCUGCAGGACCUGCACAUUGUCGCAAGACGAGCUUUGGGGCAGCUGGAAUGCGAACAUUUCAGCCUACGGCGCCGAUGCGCCUCGCGGCUUUGCAGAGAUGGCGAUCAUCCAGGAGAUCUUUGAGCGCUGGGAUAGGGAUGGCAGCGGGGAGCUUUCAUUGGAAGAGUUCCGUGACGGCUUGCGCCGUGAAGGCUCAGCGCUGAUAGCAGCAAGGCCUACCAGUUCCAGGCCAUCAUUCAGGGAGUCUUUGCUGGAGCCGAUUGGCGGUUUCUUCCACCACACCUGGCACUCGGUGUCCAGCGGCGUAAGCGCUGCCGGUGCAGGGUUGGCAGGGUACAGUACAGGCUUCUGGGAUGCUGCCGUGCAUCGCGUUACAUGCUGGUCCAACGGCUGCCGGGUUGCCUGGAACGAUGGGGCGCGGUUCGUCGGCUCCGCCCCAGGGGCAGUGGGCCAGGCGAUCUUGAACGGGGAGGGCCGCUUCGUCUACAACUUGUUCUCUCGGCAGCUGGCGGUCUUUGUGCCAGACUUUUGGGACUCCACACACAUCGAGGCCGACAUCUUCUUGCAGCGGUCCUUCUGGCUGCGGAAUCUUUCGGUAAGCCCUGCUGCCGCUUCCCUUUUGAUUGCACUUGCCCCGCCGGGGCUCAAUUUCACAAAGUUCUGGAUUAGCGAUGUCAAGGUGUCCUGGAACAACCUGAUGGCUCUUGACUCAAGCCCAAUUGUGGUCGAAAUCGAUUCCGUUUGGGCGGAGGUCGCAGAGCAACCGGCGGGCAGUGAGGAGGAGGUUGAAGAUCUCAUCUCCAGAUGGCUGGAUGUGGUGGGCGGGGUCCAACCCGAUCCAUUUCAAGGCAAGUAUCCCCUCUUGGACGCGGCUACAUUUCGGGUGCGGCAUGUCGAUCUGCUCAUCGACAGCCCCACGAGGUAUGGGCAAGUGGAUGUCUCUCUGAGAGGUCUCGAGGCCAAGGCCGUGAACAACGAAGGUCGGCAAGAAGACCUGAUGACAAUGCUGGAGGACGGAAAGAACGGACGCGCAGGGAGCGUGAGCAUGUCCCGGCUCGUGGAGUGCAGCCAAGCCUCUGCCCGAUACCGCUGGCCUCCAGGCCAUGUUUCCAACGACUUCUCGGCAGACUACUUGUUGGAACCGACUCCUUUGAGCCUUCUCCUGCGCCAAAUCAAGAAUGUUUCAGAUUUGCGGCAAAUUCUCCACCAGUGCUACACCGUGACGCUCCCGAGUGGUGCCAUGUUCCUUCGCGCCCCCUUCGGUGAAGAUGCUCCUCCGAUACCACCGCCAGAUCCGCGCCUGAGCCCUUUCGAGGGGCCCACCCCAGAGUGGCGGAUCCACGUGGCCAGCCACGACCAGUCAGACUGGAUUUUUUCAGCUUGGAUGAGCCAACCCGCCGCCAAGACGGUGGCUGUCGCGGGCAUGGGGAUCGGAAUGGUAGUGUUUACCUUUUUCCUCCUCUGCGUGGCCAGCAACUGCUUCAUAGCCGUGAGGCCUCGGCCAUGGCUACGCAGAUUCCUCUGGAGAAUGACAUCUCUGAACCUGCUUCCCUGGCUCUGA
Messenger RNA from Symbiodinium sp. CCMP2592, 1677 nucleotides. Lineage: Eukaryota; Dinophyceae; Suessiales; Symbiodiniaceae. The record is from the annotation of a GenBank genome assembly.